AUGGAAAGUAAAAGUCUAGGAUACAGUGGCUCUCUCUUGGGUACACAUAUACCAAAUAUUUUUUAUACUAAAGCAUGUCAGCGAAGGAAAACAAACUUUAUCCAUGGUUUGUUUGAUAAUCAUGGUUCUUGGCGCCAUGACCAUCAAGAUGUGGUUGAUGUUGGAGUCUCCGAUUUCACAUCCAUUUGUACCUCCUCCAAAUCUCCUAAUGUAGCUCAAUCACGGCGCCAUCUGCCGAGAGGAUUACCUCGCCGUAUGAAUAUUUCACUAACCAGACGAGUUACUAAAGCUGAGAUCAAUAAAGCUGACUUUGCUAUCCAACCAACCAAAGCUCUUAGAAAUGAUGGUAUGGCUGGCAAGUUUUUCAAACUCAUUGGUCUUUAG
Messenger RNA from Dovyalis caffra, 384 nucleotides. The record is from the annotation of a GenBank genome assembly. NCBI's taxonomy places the organism in Eukaryota, Viridiplantae, Streptophyta, Magnoliopsida, Malpighiales, Salicaceae.